CUGAAAAAGGUAACUCAGUGUUACUGUGACAUCCACAAAAACUAGGUGUUAGAAAUAUAAAGUGUUAGAUGCAAAAUAAAAAGUUUAAAAUUCAAUUCAAAUUUAAAAAAUUAUACGGCGAAUGAAAAUUUUAAAAUAGAAAAUAAAAACAAACGAUCUGAGAUGAAAGCUGGUAAAACAGAAGCUUUAAAAAUUAUAUGGAUAUUGCAUAUAAUUAGUGGAAGAAGUCUCGCUCGAUAUUUAGAGGGAUUAAACGUCAAUCUUGGUGAAGCUCUUCAAUUUCUCAGACAAUAUGACUAUGAAGCAUCUGCAAUGUGUAACAAAAUAAUGAAUUCUCAAUGGAAUUUCGCAACGAAUAUGACAGAUAUUAAUCGUCGAAAAAUGCUAGAAGAUCAAACACUGAAAUUAAAAUUUGAUAGAGCAUCCUGGAAAAAAGUUGUCAGUUUUGCAUGGAGCAGAAUUUCAGAUCCAAUGGCAAGACGUCAAUUAAAAAUGAUAGCUGUUAAAGGAAGAUAUUCCCUCUCAAACGACAAGUUCAAUGAAAUACACCACCUUAUAGUAGAAAUGAAAGAAUUAUACUCUAGAACGAGAUUAUGUCCAUAUAAAAUGAUGAAUAAUAUUUGCAAUAUGAGUUUGGAUCACGAUAUUAAUAAAAUAAUGGUACAAUCCAGAGAUUAUGAUGAACUUCUGCACUAUUGGAAUUCUUGGCAUUCUGCCAUUGGACCACCAUUGAGAAAUAAAUACAUGAGAUAUGUUCAAUUAUCAAAUUUAGCUUCUAAACUUAAUGGUUUCGCUGAUGCUGGAGAUCAAAUGAGAGAAAGUUUUGAAGACGAAUAUUUUCAACAAAAUAUGGCUGAAGUGAUGUCAGCAGUUAUGCCACUUUAUAAACAAUUGUUUACAUAUGUCCGUUCAAGACUGAUCGAUAGAUAUGGAGAUAGAAUAAAAAAAGAUGGACCUCUUCCUGCUCAUAUAUUGGGCAAUAUGUGGGCACAAAAUUGGGAAGGUAUUUUUAAAAUUGUUCAACCAUUUCCUGCUGCUGCAAAAUUUGAUGUUACUUUAGAUAUGAUGAUCCAAGGAUUCACACCUUUAAGAAUGUUUCAAAUCGCGGAAGAAUUUUUUACUUCGUUAGGAAUGAAACCAAUGCCUCCUGAAUUUUGGAAAUCUUCUAUGUUUGAUAAACCUAUUGAUAGAGAAGUUAGUUGCACACCUAGCGCUUGGGAUUUUUGCAACGGAUUUGAUUAUAGAAUAAAACAGUGCACCAAAAUAACAAUGGACGAGUUACUUACAACGUAUCAUCAAAUGUCACAUGUGCAAUACUAUUUGCAAUACAAAGAACAACCAUUUAUUUUUCGUGAAGAAGCACUUCCAGGUUUUCAUGAGGCUCUAAGUGACGCAAUUGGCCUUUCUGCAACAGGUCCACAUCAUAUGCACAGAGUUGGAUUAUAUAACAAUUCAAUAGAAGACUAUGAAGGCAGUAUUAAUUUCUUAAUGCUCAUAGCACUUCAAAAGGUGGCAUACCUACCUUUUGCUUAUAUUGUUGAUCAGUGGAGAUGGAGAGUAUUUAGUGAUGGAGUUGCAGAUAUGAAUACAAAAUGGUGGGAGUUAAGACUGCAGUAUCAAGGUAUCAUACCACCUUCAAAACGAACGGAAAAAGACUUUGAUCCAGCUUCUAAAUAUCAUCUACCCGCGGAUAUUCCUUACGCCAAAUACUUCGUGGGAGUUAUUUUGCAGUUUCAAUUAUUUGAAUCUUUGUGCGAUAUCUCAGGACAUACAGGAGUUUUGCACACAUGCGAUUUAUAUAGAUCUCGAGAAGCUGGACGUUUACUAUCAGAAAUAUUAUCAGCCGGAACUUCAAGAAAAGAUGUUAUACGUCAAAUGACGAGAGGAAAAAUAAAUAGAUUAGAUGCGGGUGCUUUAAUUCGAUAUUUUGAACCAUUGAAUCAAUGGUUAAAAAGACAAAAUCAAUUAGAGCCAGUUAUUGGAUGGGUCACUACACAGGAAGAUGCAGCGCUCUUCGCUCAUUGGUAUCUAAAUGGCGGCAAUAAUAUUUCAUCAACAUUUGUUAUUCCAUUCAUUUUUAUUAUUAGUGUUAAAUUUCUCCAUUUCAUAUAGUAUAAGAAAUAAUUAUUAUAAUUAGUAUUGUAAAAUUAAUU
This is a messenger RNA of Leptopilina boulardi, 2153 nucleotides long. Its product is annotated as angiotensin-converting enzyme-like. Bases 163 to 2112 code for a protein of 649 amino acids. The record is from RefSeq and is a predicted model, not a curated record. Gene Ontology annotation, molecular function: metallopeptidase activity; peptidyl-dipeptidase activity. Gene Ontology annotation, cellular component: plasma membrane. NCBI's taxonomy places the organism in Eukaryota, Metazoa, Arthropoda, Insecta, Hymenoptera, Figitidae. The transcript is spliced from 14 exons. Gene Ontology annotation, biological process: proteolysis.